AUGCGUUGUAAACCGCCGAUAGAUCAGGUGUUCGUUGGCGUCGUCUACGGUAGCAUGUGGUUCGUCGUUUGUUUUCUUUCGUUCUCGCACGGGACGGCCGGCUCGCAUUCGUACGCGAAUGGCUUUGCUAAUGCGUCGAGCAAUCGACGAAUUGCUGUUGUGGUUUGCGGCGCUGUCGACCUCGCUGUAAUUAAUGCGGGCGAACUACUGCCUGUGCCCCCCGAUGGUGGUUGGGGUUGGGUGAUCGUGGCCGCAAGUUUUUUGGCCAACAUGGUAGUCGAUGGAAUUGCUUAUUCGUUUGGCAUACUUUUUCCAGAGUUUCAUGCCUAUUUUGGCAAGGCGAAACAAGAGACAGCGUGGAUUGGAUCCCUGCUGACUGGCGUGUACAUGUUAAUAGCAGGAGAAGAGGUUUCCUACAACGAACUACAGUACAACGAUUUCACUCUGAACCGUGUAAUUGUUUUAGGUCCUUUCGUGAGCGGCUUGGUGAACAAAUUUGGUGCUAAGGCUGUGAUGAUCGCGGGUUCUCUUAUCGCUUGUCUUGGCUUCGUCAUUUCGGUGUUCGUGCGCUCGUUGCCACUGAUGAUGCUCUUCUACGGGAUAUGUGGCGGCGUCGGAUUCGGUUUCAUAUAUUUGCCAGCUUGCGUAUACGUCGGUUAUUAUUUCGAGAAGAAGCGCGCGUUGGCUACCGGUAUCGCCGUGGCCGGUUCAGGUCUGGGAACACUAUUGAUUCUGGCUGGCAUCAUCGCGAACUGCGCCGUUUUCGGUUGCCUUAUGAGGCCACUGGAACACCCAAAGUCCGUCAAACGUCUUCCGCACACUGGUCAAAAUAUGGUCGAGAAAAUUAACACCUCAACUAUGCUGCUUCAUUCGAACAACGACGUCGAACUGAAGCCGAUAGUAUCCAAGCCUGCGCAGUUCAAGCGGUUUCAUUCUAGCCUGUCCGAAUCAUAUGCCGCAGACGUCGACGUCCAUGCAAGUCUUCUCUCCGGAAUCGAAGGACAAAAAGAAACGAAAGCUCGUAACGAGGCGAAAGCAGAAUUUCAAAACCAUUCUCUAAUUGAAGCAGGUAUGUCAACCGUGAUUUAAAU
This is a messenger RNA of Soboliphyme baturini, 1091 nucleotides long. Lineage: Eukaryota; Metazoa; Nematoda; Enoplea; Dioctophymatida; Soboliphymatidae. The record is from the annotation of a GenBank genome assembly.